AUGUCAAAAUAUGGUGAGAGUCCCGAUGCCCAUAGCAGCAACGGAGUAAAUAAGAAUAGCCCGACAGAUAAACCUAGGAAGAAAAAGAGAACGUUAGGCAGCUUUCCCUGUCCAGAUUGUGAUAAGGUAUUCACAAGAUCGGAUCAUCUAGCAAGACAUCAUUUGAAUCAUGAACCAAAAGAGCUAUUUGAAUGCGAAGCUAUUAUCGAAGAUUACGGAGGAAACAAGAGGAAAUGUGGGAAGACGUUUGUUCGUAAGGACUUGAAAGAACGCCACGCUAAAAGGCACCUCGAAAUAGCGAAUAAAAACUAUACAAAAAGUGUCAGAUCUAGUUUUUCUAACCCAUCUAAAAGCAGUAUCUCGCCUCAGGCCUCACCUGGAGAUUCACCCAUCAUACUUCCUAACUACCAGACACAAUCACCCUUGCAAAUAUCUAAUUUAAUCCAUGGCGUAAAUCAUGCAGAACAUGCACAUAAUGGAACGUCACAUUUACCGCCUGUCAAUAGCUCAUUAAGCAAUACAAUAGGCAAUCAGGUUCCCAUAAAUGCAAUUAAAGAUGCAAGAUUCCAACAACAAGAACCCAGAAAUUUUAAUGGAAGGGCACCGUAUAGCCAUCCUCAGAACAAUGCGAUGGCUUCUCAUGUGCAAGAUAUGUACGCCGAUCAGUAUAAAGUACCUAAUUUUGGUAAUAAUGUACCUCAGUCGCAAAGUGAUAUUUUAUCGUGGUUGUUUACUGAGUCGCCCGAAAAUAUGAUCGUUACACCAGGAUCAGAAAAUAUGAAGCGGGAAAACUUGAAAGGUAUCAACCAAAUAGUUGACCCAAGUCCGAAUAAUAUUCAUUCUCAAGUUCAACUUAACUCAGGCGCGGUAUUUGAUAAUACUGUGAAGGGCCCUAUUCCCUCUCCAUAUAGUGGCUCGCAGUUUUCUCCUAUAGGUGACCACAUACAACAACAGCAUAUUCAACAACAACAGAUAAAUAAUCAACAUAUACAACAUCAAGUACCGCAACCGCAUGUCCCUCAGCAGCAAGUUCCUCAGCAAGAUAACCAGUAUAAGGAAGAAGUAUUGGCUCCAUUUUACCAUAAUGAUUAUCAAAAUCCACAAACCAACAUUCAAUCAAUGAAUAAUUAUGGAAUGCAAGACGUAAAUAUAUUUUCGAACGAUGAUAACCCUCUAGAUGAAGUUUUCUUGAGGAAUUACCAAGCUCAAUCAGUUAAUGGAAGUGAGCCAUUGUUAUCAGGCUUAAAUUAUAAGUUUAAUAUGAGUUCAACAGGAUCCUCUAAUUCGCCUACCACUACUAAUGAAUCCACAUCUCCAGUGUUAUCGAGUGACCUACAGAACAGCCCAAUUUCAGGAGAUCAGAAUAGGAAAUCUACAGUUGCAUCUUUGCAAAAGUUCUUAAUGCCAGACAAAAAUAAUAUUGAAAAGAACAAGCAUAUUUUCAUUGAUUCCCUCCUUGUCGAUAAAUUAAUAAAGUCUUUAUCUACCAUUUCAAGGAAGAUGAUUGAUGAAAUAUUUGAACAGUCAGACACGGGUAAUGAAGAUUAUAGUAUAGAGAAUAGGUUUUCUUAUUAUCUAUCUACAUAUUGGUCUAUUUUUCACCCCCAGUUUACAAUUCUUCAUCGACCAUCUUUUGAUACAAAGACGGCUGAGCCCCUAUUGCUUUUGCCCAUGAUUAUUGUUGGCUGUAAUUAUUGUUCGUCAUCUGAUAAGUCAAACGAUAAACAACAAAGAAGAAAGAAGUCACCCGAGUUUAAGUUUUGCCUUAGCAUUGCUACUCCUUUGAGAUUCAUGAUUUUUCAACAUGAAGAUUUUAAAUCACCUGUCAAGUUAUGGAUUUUGCAAAGUUUGAAUAUAUUAGAGUGGUGUGAAAAGAACUUUCUUCUGAGAAGAUUACACGAGAGAGGGCAUAUACAUCAUGGAACCACCGUUCAGCUAUUGCGAAGAUCGCCUUUGUUGGGUGGGAAUCCAGCAACCACCACUAAGAAAACAAAUCUGACAAGCGGUUCCAACACAAGCGCGGACGAAUCUGAUACACCAAAUGAUAUGUCAGUAGAUAAUAAUGACACUAGGGAUUAUGAUUUAUUUGUGAAAUGGGUAGAAUCCGAAUCAAUGAAAAGAAUUACAUUUAUGACAUUCUAUUUGGACAUUAUUGAUUACAUUAAGUUCCGCCAUAACCCUCAAAUUAUGUUCUAUCAAUUACAACUUCUAAAUUUACCAUGUGAUGAUGAUCAUCUUUGGGAAUCCACAGAAGUGAAUGGGUCCUUUAGAAAAAUUGUAAAGAGACAAAAGAAGUUACAGAAACCAAACCAAGACCGACAAAAUGGAGAUUUAAUGAAGAAAAGAAAAGAUAUGGAUCACAAUAACUCUCUAAAGAUAAGGAAUGGGGAAAGUUUUUUAAAUGUCCUUAAGAAAUUGUUGAAGCCAUAUAAAACGCUAUCUAGCCAAGAAACUAAAGCUGAAUUCAAAUUAUCGCUCUUCACAAGAAAGAUUCUAUUUGCUGGGUUAUUUUCGAUCAUGUAUCAAAUGCAACAAACUGACUUACAAAAUAGCUCGUCUUUGCUACCUAAUAUGAAUGGAAAUAAUAAAUCCCAAGGAUUUGUAUUAUGGAAAGAGGUGUUGUCCAAGGCUUUCGAUAAUUGGCAUCUUGAAAUCAAUGGCAACUGUUGUUCAGAAGUCUUCAAGACUCCUUCAAGUACCAUGGACUGUAUUAUUAAAUCACAAUGCCAAUUUCCAAUGUAUCAUUUAACUCAGAUAAUAGGCAUGGCUGAUAUCAAUCAUUACGAUAUAGCAAUAUUUGGUGGAUCUCCUGCAAAUAUGAGUGUAAGUGCUACAAUGAAAGAUCAUGCCAUUGUUCAAAAUAAACUCAAUAGUAUUUGGUUAAAGAAUCCACAAACCAAGAGAUCAACUAAUGAUCUAGUAAACUUAAAGAGUAUUAUUCAUUGCUACUUGUUAUUGUGGGAAUUGAUGCUAAAACCAUUGAGCCUGCAUGAGAAAACUUCGAACGUUGAAUUCAUAGAUUGGAACGUUGAUGACGAUUAUUUUGAUGGCAUGUAUGCAGUGGGUAUUGCAACAUUGGUAUUAUGGAGUUUUGCAUUUUCAACCUGUGGAUUAGAAUCCCAAAGGUUUAUUGAAUUAGAUGAUUUGAAAAAGGUUUCAAGUGAAAGAUACGAAGAUUUAGUAGAAUUGAGUGCGGAAGGAUGUUACGAAUAUUUGCAACGGAUUAGACAAGAAUUUUUGACAAAUUUGAGAAAGGAUAAUCUACAUCACGAAUAUAGCAUUCAUCCAUUUAAACUAAACAACAGAUUGCAUUCUCCGCAUGAAAUAAUUAGCAAAUACUGUGAUCUAUUACCAUUUAUAAGUAAUAAGCAAAAUAUUAGUGGAUUGUGCUUUUUAGUUGGCACGAAAUUGUUGAGUAGUCAGUGGGAUAUAAUUAGGGAAAACGGAAAAUUGAUUUUAAAUUGUGGGUUCAGAUCUCUUGGGAAAAAGAAUAUCCUUUGUUUAGACCUAUUUGACGAAUUAUCUGAUUGA
This is a messenger RNA of Debaryomyces tyrocola, 3531 nucleotides long. The record is from the annotation of a GenBank genome assembly. NCBI's taxonomy places the organism in Eukaryota, Fungi, Ascomycota, Pichiomycetes, Serinales, Debaryomycetaceae.